AUGAACAUGUCCGUCCCUUUCUCUCUCCUCUUCACCCUUAUCAUUCUCUUCCUUUCAGUACUGAUCUCCUCCACCUCCGCAAAAAAACCCGGCGAUGCAUCUCAAGAUCUCGUCCGCUCAUCAUGCGUACAUGCAAGUUACCCUAACAUUUGCCUCAGAUCCCUCUCCUCCUAUUCCGGCCCUGCUAACACCCCAGGAGAAGUAGCCCAAGCUGCUGUAAAAGUGAGCCUCUCUCGGGCCCGAAAGGCCUCGAACUACCUCGCAAAUCUACGAAGCCAAAGCAAGAGAGAACAAGGAGCUUUUCAUGACUGUGUGGAACAGAUGGGUGAUUCUGUGGAUGAGCUGAGCAAGACUUUGUCUGAGCUCAAGCACCUUCGCAGUGGGAGUUUCCGGUGGCAAAUGAGCAAUGCUGAGACGUGGGUGAGCGCGGCCUUGACCAACGAAGACACUUGCCUAGAUGGGUUCAAGGAGGUCACUGGCAAGGUCAGGUCUGAUGUCAAACGUAAGGUGACAAAUCUGGCUAGAGUUACCAGUAAUGCUCUCUAUCUUAUAAAUCGUCUUGAUCAGUCUCGUCAGAAGACUCCUUGA
Ilex paraguariensis (yerba mate) is the source of this 588-nucleotide messenger RNA. NCBI's taxonomy places the organism in Eukaryota, Viridiplantae, Streptophyta, Magnoliopsida, Aquifoliales, Aquifoliaceae. The record is from the annotation of a GenBank genome assembly.